Messenger RNA from Argiope bruennichi, 2406 nucleotides. RefSeq lists its product as uncharacterized. The transcript has 7 exons. Bases 89 to 1618 code for a protein of 509 amino acids. The record is from RefSeq and is a predicted model, not a curated record. NCBI's taxonomy places the organism in Eukaryota, Metazoa, Arthropoda, Arachnida, Araneae, Araneidae. Gene Ontology annotation, cellular component: extracellular region. Gene Ontology annotation, molecular function: chitin binding.
CAGAAGUGUCAAGGAGAACUAGUGUGGAUUCACUUGACCAUCUUCAGGAAUUUUUCUUGGCAAUAAAGAUUCUGCAAGUUGGGAAAAUAUGAGAACUCUCUAUGCAGAAUUAUUUAUCCUUGCCACUUUAUUGGCUGUGUCUGCGCAACAAUAUCGGGUGAAGCGAUAUGUGGGCAAUGGUCAACGAGGAAAUAACGAUUGGAACUGGAAUCCUGUUGGGCAAUCCAAGAGUCCCUCUCAGGGCACAUGGUCCAGUCUCAAGGGAGACGGAAGUGCACCUAACAGACUGACAGAUUCUAAGACGAACAGAAAUGGCAAGAGGAACACUGACAGCUGGUCUCCAACCGAUGUUCAACAAAAGGAUGAUGAUGAUAUGGUUUGGAGUUCCCAACCACCUCAAGGAAACAACAAGGGAUCUGCCUAUCCAGAAGGAGAUGAAAAUACUGGUGGAAAACUGGAAACCCUUCUAAGAGGUGUACCAGGGAUGGAUUUUCCUGAUUUCUUGGCUGUACCGGAAACUAGUUUCGAUUGCAGUGCCAUGCCUUCGCAAGGCUACUAUGGAGAUGUAGAAGCUGGAUGUCAGGUCUUCCAUAUCUGCCAGCCGGGAAAUCGCAAAGAUUCUUUCCUAUGCCCUGUGGGCACAAUAUUCAACCAAAAACACUUUGUGUGUGAUUGGUGGUUCAAUGUAAAUUGCUCGGAGACCAUGUCCUUUUACAACCUCAACAACGAAAUUUAUAAGGAGACAACAGCGCAACCGGAAGUUGUUCCUUCUACUGAGAAAACUUUGCCUUGGAGCGCACAGGACUUGGACAAGAAAAGGUCUUCCACCAAGAGUUGGGCCCCUCAACCAACUACUGGUAAACAGGGAAUGCCUCGCAAAGAUGUAGCCACUAAAAGAGGAGGAAAAGGCGAUACUGUCAGCACCUCCCGAGAAGCUUGGAGUCAUUCUGGUGUUCAAAAGGAAGUAACUUUGUCCUGGAGCACUUCAGGAAAUUACGGAAGUUCCUCCAUAUCCUUAAACACAUUGGCUUCAACAGCAAAACCCAUUUGGUUCGGUAUUGAUGGUCAGCCCGCCAAAGACCAAAGUGAUGUUAUGAGAAAGAGAAACGGAAUUGUCCAACCAUUUGGUACCAGAAUGAAGCCUACUUCAAUGGCUACUGCUGGAACAUGGAAUCCAACAGAUGUCUUCCAGCCAACCACUUCACCCAAAAAGAGCAAUAGUAUCUUUCACUCUUCGACAACUCGCAAUUGGGCCAGUAGCGAAAACUUUCCUGAGACAUCAAUUGUUCCAACAGGAGUAAAGGGUGUAUGGGAACAGGAAACAACCAAGAAAGCUGAUCAGGAUAUGAGUCCAACCAUCGUGGGUCAUAGAGGAAUUGUCACCAAAUCUGAAGGACCAUCUGCCGGACAGAAGAAUAAGGCUUUUUCGGAUCACAACAAAGCUUGGAACAGCCAGAGGCAAGCUCCCCAUUCUUCUUCAGAUCACAUCGAAAGUUCAGCCAGUUCAUCUAAAACUUGGCGUAGACGUGUUUCUAAACAAAAGAGCGGAAAAAAAUUACCCAGGAAAUCCACUACUUCCGAUAUUAAUUCCAUCUCGAGACAAAAUUCUUGGAAAUGAAUGGUCUUAGAUAUAGUGAAUCGAUUUAUUUAAACUGGAAACUUUGAAUUGAAAAGUAUCAUAGUUUCUGUCAUUUAAGUUCAGCAGGGGUCUGAAAUUGUUCAAAAUGUUUUAAAUUUUUAAGAUAUUUAUCGUUGCAACCCCUCUCAUCACCAUUCUUCUAAAUUUUAAUUGAAAUUAGAAAAAUUCGGAAAGAGAAUGUGUGAAGUAUAAAAACUUUCCAAGAUGACACAUAUCUGCCAUACAUCUGUUGAGAUCCUUAAAUUUUUUAAAAAAAAAUACUCGACAUUUUCAUUUGAAGUAGCCGAUACAUAUUCAUAUAUACAUAUAGAUGAUACAUUAGUUUAAAUUUGGUAUUCAGGCCCUUGCAAAUUUCUGUUGUUCAGGAAUAUUUUUUGGUAUUUCACUACGCUACUGGUGCUUACUUUUAGUUAGAUAUCCUCCAUAAGAGAUGCUGAUUACUACUUACAAAAUAUUACUUGUUUUACUCAGGGUUCAAUAUAUUCCCUAUUUCAUUAGAGAAUGCUGUCCAUAGUUUGAAUCAUACAUUGAAUCAUCUCAUGUGGUCAUUCUUCUUCGGCAAGUCGGAAAUCUAAUUCUAAAUCGAGUUCCCAUAAAAAGGGCUUCAAAACUGAUAUCAUUCACCGAUAAAACAUCAUAUAUUAUCAUUGAUAAUUCUGAAUUUUUCAUGUCGUCCAACUGUUAGUGAUGAAAUAAACAAACGAAAUAAUAAUAUUAGGUAAUUCAUAAAAUUAUUAUCUAAAGAUUUUAAAAGUUUUAACUCCAAC